This is a messenger RNA of Alexandromys fortis (reed vole), 2775 nucleotides long. RefSeq names its product solute carrier family 6 member 6 (gene Slc6a6). The transcript is spliced from 14 exons. The record is from RefSeq and is a predicted model, not a curated record. Gene Ontology annotation, cellular component: plasma membrane. Lineage: Eukaryota; Metazoa; Chordata; Mammalia; Rodentia; Cricetidae. Bases 239 to 2101 code for a protein of 620 amino acids. Gene Ontology annotation, biological process: neurotransmitter transport; sodium ion transmembrane transport; taurine transmembrane transport. Gene Ontology annotation, molecular function: gamma-aminobutyric acid:sodium:chloride symporter activity; taurine:sodium symporter activity.
GCAGGAUGGGUGAUGCGGAGAGCUGCCUGUUCAGACAACAGACACGCGAGGUCAGGGAGAAGCCGCUUAUAAAUUACCGCUUCCUCCGCGCCGCUGCCAGCGUCGUGCUCCGGGACCUGGCUGCAGUCGAGCUCCCGUGCCCAGCCGCCAACGCCGCGAUCGCCGCCUGUCCCGCCAGUCCCGCCAGUCCCGGGCCAUCCGCCGCGGCCGCGGGCUUAGCAACCCAGAAAACGAGAAAAUGGCCACCAAGGAGAAGCUGCAAUGUCUGAAAGACUUCCACAAAGACAUCCUGAAGCCUUCUCCAGGGAAGAGCCCCGGAACGCGGCCUGAGGAUGAGGCUGAGGGGAAGCCCCCUCAGAGGGAGAAGUGGUCCAGCAAGAUUGACUUUGUGCUGUCUGUGGCCGGAGGAUUCGUGGGUUUGGGCAACGUCUGGCGUUUCCCGUACCUCUGCUACAAAAAUGGUGGAGGUGCCUUCCUCAUACCGUAUUUUAUUUUCCUGUUUGGGAGCGGCCUGCCUGUGUUUUUCCUGGAGGUCAUCAUUGGCCAGUACACCUCAGAAGGGGGUAUCACCUGCUGGGAGAAGAUCUGCCCCUUGUUCUCUGGCAUUGGCUACGCAUCCAUCGUCAUCGUGUCCCUCCUGAAUGUGUACUACAUUGUCAUCCUGGCCUGGGCCACAUACUACCUAUUCCAGUCCUUCCAGAAGGAGCUUCCCUGGGCCCACUGCAACCACAGCUGGAACACACCACAGUGCAUGGAGGACACCCUGCGUAGGAAUGAGAGUCUCUGGAUCUCCCUUGGGGCCACCAACUUCACCUCGCCUGUCAUCGAGUUCUGGGAGCGUAAUGUGCUCAGCUUGUCCUCUGGAAUCGACCACCCAGGUGCUCUGAAAUGGGACCUUGCACUCUGCCUCCUCUUAGUCUGGCUCGUCUGUUUUUUCUGCAUCUGGAAGGGUGUUCGAUCCACAGGCAAGGUUGUCUACUUCACCGCCACUUUCCCGUUUGCCAUGCUUCUGGUGCUGCUUGUCCGUGGACUGACCCUGCCAGGUGCUGGUGAAGGCAUCAAAUUCUACCUGUACCCUGACAUCAGCCGCCUCGAAGACCCACAGGUAUGGAUCGACGCCGGAACCCAGAUAUUCUUUUCCUAUGCCAUCUGCCUGGGGGCCAUGACCUCACUGGGAAGCUACAACAAGUACAAGUAUAACUCGUACAGGGACUGUAUGCUGCUGGGAUGCCUGAACAGUGGUACCAGUUUUGUGUCUGGCUUCGCAAUUUUUUCCAUCCUGGGCUUCAUGGCACAAGAGCAAGGGGUGGACAUUGCUGAUGUGGCUGAGUCAGGUCCUGGCUUGGCCUUCAUUGCCUACCCGAAAGCUGUGACUAUGAUGCCGCUGCCCACCUUUUGGUCCAUUCUGUUUUUUAUUAUGCUCCUCUUGCUUGGACUGGACAGCCAGUUUGUUGAAGUCGAAGGACAGAUCACAUCCUUGGUUGAUCUUUACCCGUCCUUCCUAAGGAAGGGUUAUCGUCGGGAAAUCUUCAUUGCCAUCGUGUGUAGCAUCAGCUACCUGCUGGGGCUGACGAUGGUGACGGAGGGUGGCAUGUAUGUGUUUCAACUCUUUGACUACUAUGCAGCUAGUGGUGUAUGCCUUUUGUGGGUUGCAUUCUUUGAAUGUUUUGUUAUUGCCUGGAUAUAUGGCGGUGAUAACUUAUAUGACGGUAUUGAGGACAUGAUUGGCUAUCGGCCUGGGCCCUGGAUGAAGUACAGCUGGGCUGUCAUCACUCCAGCUCUCUGUGUUGGAUGUUUCGUCUUCUCUCUUGUCAAGUAUGUACCCCUGACCUACAACAAAGUCUACGUGUACCCGGAUUGGGCAAUUGGGCUGGGCUGGGCCCUGGCCCUUUCCUCCAUGGUGUGUAUCCCCUUGGUCAUUCUCAUCUUCCUCUGCCGGACGGAGGGACCGCUCCGCGUGAGAAUCAAAUACCUGAUCACCCCCAGAGAGCCCAACCGCUGGGCUGUGGAACGGGAGGGGGCCACACCCUUCAACUCCCGCUCCCUCAUGAACGGCACGCUCAUGAAACCCAGCCACGUCAUUGUGGAGACCAUGAUGUGAGGUCCGGGUCACGCCACGGGCGCCGCUUUCCUGUUUACUAACGUUAGAUUCUCAUAGGACCAGGUUUACAGAGCUUUAUAUUUGUACUAGGAUUUUUUUUUAAUUGUCACAGAAAAUGUUACUCUAUGUGUGUGUGUGUGUGUGUGUCACGUAUCUGUCUGCAUUUUGUUUUGAUUCGGGGGACAUUUUGUACAAAAAGAACCCACGGGCCUAAGUCCUGGGGAGAGGAUGGACUUUCUUAUUGAUUUUGAUGUAUUUUAUGGGAACUUGGUAAAUUUUUCAUUGUAUUUUUUUUUUAACACAUAACUAUAUAUACUUAGAGUCUGUCAUACACUUUACCACUUGAAACGGUUUUGCCAGCAAUGGAUCUCAUUUUCAAAAGCAAUUCUUCGGUGCUUAUAUAGCUGGCAGAAAGUUCUGCCCAAAAACAAACAAAAAAAAAGAAAAAAAAACCCUAAAUGCUGGGUGGAAUUUUUUCUAUGAUGGUGGUUACAUCUUCAAGCAAGGUUUAGUUCCUUCUGGGCUGGUUCAGGAGGAAGAAUACAGCUGAGGAGAGGGAGCCCCCACUAGCUGAACAGACCUGAGGGGCAGGAGAGAGCAGGGCUGUGGGGAGAACCCACAAGAAAGAUGCCAAAAUAAUAGCCCCACCCUCAGCAUGAAGGAUUGAGCCUAAA